AUGACAAUGAAAAUGACCGACAAGAAGCAUGAAGUAUUAAUACCACAUAAGGCUGAAGAAUUUCGAAAGCAGGAAUAUUGGGAUCAAUUCUUUCAAAAACGAGGUGAAAAGGCCUUUGAAUGGUAUGGUGAUUAUACUUCAUUGCGUCAUCAACUCGAGACAUUAGUGGGCUUACCACAUGAUGCGUCUGCGUCACUAUUGUACCGUCUGAAAUCUAAAGUACGUGUUCUAGUCGUUGGUUGUGGUAAUUCGACACUAAGUGCGGAUUUAGUAGCCGAUGGUUUCUCGACUUUAUUGAGUGUGGACUUUAGUGAGCGUGUUAUUGAUGAAAUGCGUCGAAAAGAACCGACAUUGCAAUGGCAAGUGAUGGAUAUGACCAACAUGGAGAUGCUAGAGGACGAAAGUUUUGAUCUUGUGAUGGACAAAGGUGCUUUGGAUGCACUGAUGGCAGAAGAUACUGCUGAAAUCAAGGAAGAUGCUUCUAAGAUGCUGCGUGAAGUGCGACGUGUGUUGGCUCCAGGUGGACGUUAUUGCUGUGUCACUAUGGCCCAGAACUUUAUCCUGCAGCAUCUGCUUGACUUUUUCCUUACUGCAAAGGACGACACGAUGACGUCAUGGACUGUUGACGUGCAGGAGCUUUCGCAAGAAGCGCGCAAACCUUUUGUACCGUUCCUUGCGACGGCGCUGAAGUGUCGGAAGGUAGACAACAAGGUGCAAUACAAUGCCAAGCAGUUUGUAAGUAAUGAUGGCGAAGCGAAGCAGCGAUGGCUGACACAUGAAGUAGAAGCCACACAGUGGUUUGCAAUGACGCAGGCGGCAUUGCGUCAACUCAAAGUUGGUCGACAGGAGGUCAUUGAGCUCAUUGCCAAUGACGAGCUGGACACGACUACCGAGGGCAUGGAUGAGCCUGGGACAUUGGAUCGCCAGGUAAACCCUAGAUUUACGCUGCGUCUCGUGGACGCCCACAUGCGCGGACCCAACGGAAGCUGCGCCGUUUUCCUUAUCCCGCAGGGCCGUGAGCAUGAGUGGAUGUUCUCGACUGAAGAAGGUGCAAGUGAGCUUGCAGCGGGAGCUGGAUUUAGCCGUCUAAUUCUUGUUGCGCUUGGUCGUGGUGGUCAUGCCUUUGAAAGUACUGCAAAGGUGCAGGAAGAGCUGAACGCCAAGGUCAUGGAGCUGGCCCCUGAGACGCUUGGUGUUGAUGAAAUGAUUCCCUACUUGACAGUGCAGGAAGGUCUUGGUGAGCGUAACAUCGUGCAUCAGGGCACGUCACCGCUCAGCGGUGCUUUCUUCGUGGAGGAGGUACAGGAGGACGGCAACCUGCUUCGCCGUCUGGUGUUCCUUAGCAAUACAAAUGUCAUCCAGAGUGAGGUCAAGCUACAGAGGUGUGAAAGCGCUACCCUCGUUUCUUCUGCUGCUUCUGGCUCCCUUCAGACUUCACCAAAUAACGAAGCCAAUGACAUGACCACCGAAGAAGCCGCGGCCGCUGCCAAGAAGAAGAAAAACAACAAGAAGAAAACGCAAAAGAAAAAAAAAGAAAGCCAAGGCGAAGCAGGCGCGUCGUUAUCAUCACGACCGGUUCCCGACGCGCUGCAUCGCACGUUGGUACUUGGCCUUGGCGGUGGCUGCCUGGCGCAGUACCUGCACGAUAACAUCCCAGGCAUGGAUGUAACAGCAUGCGAGCUGGACCCGACAAUCGUGACAGUCGCCGCGCAGUAUUUUGGUUUUUGUCCGGACCAACGGAUGCGCGUGGUGGUUGCCGAUGCACUUGAGUAUGUAGCAGAGCAAUCUACGGCGGCGGAAAAACCUUAUUUUGACUCCAUUAUUGUGGACGUCGAUGCAAAGCAGCGAGAUGUGGGCAUGAGUUGUCCACCUGUUAGCUUCGUUGAGGUUGCAUUCCUCGCUCACGUGCACACGCUGCUUGCUCCUCGUGGUGUGCUGCUUAUCAACGUUUCCUGCCGCGAUAGCGGACUAUACAAAGAUAUCAUAACGCAGCUACAACGUGUGUUUACAGGUUCCAGUGCUGUGUUAGCACUGAAGCCCAGUGAGCAAGACGUCAAUAGUGUUGUGUUUGUCCGCAAGGCGGACGCAAAGGAGCCCGAUGCCAAGAUAUUGUUGCAACAGCUGCAUAAUCAGGGUCACCGGCGUGGCAAAACCAAAAUUGCGCCUCGUUACGUCGACGACGAGCUGUCCGAGCUCAUUCGCGACAUUAAGAUUACCAAGUAG
Messenger RNA from Peronospora belbahrii, 2223 nucleotides. NCBI's taxonomy places the organism in Eukaryota, Oomycota, Peronosporomycetes, Peronosporales, Peronosporaceae. The record is from the annotation of a GenBank genome assembly.